This is a messenger RNA of Miscanthus lutarioriparius, 1449 nucleotides long. The record is from the annotation of a GenBank genome assembly. NCBI's taxonomy places the organism in Eukaryota, Viridiplantae, Streptophyta, Magnoliopsida, Poales, Poaceae.
AUGGACGCUCUCACGCGCAAGCACGUCCCCGAGGACGUCGGCCUCCGGAACACCGGCGAAGUGGAGGACGAGGGAGCCGGGGGCCAGGCCCAGCUGCACCACGACGAGAAGCAGCACAAGCCGGUGCUGACGAAGGUGAAGGAGAAGAUGAAGAAGAUCAAGAACACCUUCGCCGGCCACGGCCACGGCCACGACGGUGAGCACGGCGGCGGCGACGAGCGCAUGGGGGACGCAGGCACCGGCACCGGCCGCGGCAGCAGCAGCAGCAGCGAGGAGGCGGAGGAGGACGCGGUGGAGAAGGGCGGCGCGCCAAAGGGUGAGGACAUAGGCACGACGCCCGUGGUGCAGCAAUUCGAGACGACGAGUUUGUCCGACGACCCGGCGCACGUGGGCGCGGGCAAGAAGGGCGCCAAGGCAGAGGCGGACACGGUGGGCGGCGCGGCCGGUGGCGCUAGCUACACGGACAGGCUCAAGAACGCGGCCGCCGGCACCACGGAGUACGGCAAGAAGCUAGCGAGCACGAUGUACGAGAAGGUCGCCAGCGUCGGCACCGCUGUGGGCGUGGGGAAGCGCGACGACGAACAACGCACGGAGGCGGUGCCGUCGUCGAACACCGCCGGCGCGGAGGAGUGGAGAGACGCCCCCGAGGCCACGGACACGGACGCGACGAGAGGCGCCGGGUACACGGACAAGAUCAAGUCGGCGGCCGCGGGCACCACUGGGUACGGCAAGCAGCUGGCGUCCACCGUGUACGCCGGCGUCGGCACCGCCGUCGCGCCCAACCUCCGUCCGCAGGAGAGCUCGGCGAAGGCGGAAGGCGCACACAGCGAGGCAAUGCCGGUGUCGGACACCGGCGCUGAGGAGUGGAAGGACGCCCCAGCUGCCACGAACGCGACCAACACCGCGUCGGGGCCGGCGGGCUAUACGGACAAGAUCAAGUCCGCGGCUGCCGGCACCACGGAGUACGGAAAGCAGCUGGCGAGCACCGUGUACGAGAAGGUCGCCGGCGUCGGCACCGCCGUGGCGGGCAAGGUCCAACAGGCCACGCAGUCUGCCGGCACGGCGACGCCCGGGCCCGGCGUGCAGCAGGACACGGCCACCCCCGGCGCCGGCGGGCAGGACAAGGGGGUGACCGUCACGGGGUACAUCGCCGAGAAGCUCCGUCCGGAUGACGAGGACCGCGCGCUCAGCGAGGCGAUCUCUGGCGCCGUGCAGCGGCGCAAGGAGGACGUCGGGGGCACGGUAGCGCAGCGCGUGCCGGCGCCCGGUCAGGUGAUCACCAAAGCGCGCGAUGCCGUCAUGUCGCUCACCGGCGGGAACCGGGUCUCCGAGACCGUACAGCCAACCACAGCCACAGGGGAAGACGUGAAGGAAGGCUAUGCGACGGAGGCGCCUGUGAUCCGCGGGGAAGAGAUCGGCAGCGCGAAGCUGAACACGAAUACCAUGUGA